CGAGCCCACACUCUCCUACUGUAUUUCAUUUCUUCAGUAUGCGCAAAAUUCGUAUCAGGAACCAUAAUGCCCGAUGAAAAUCGCACCUUAAUGGAAGAUUCGGCAGAUCUUGGGCUCUCACAGGACGAGUUCGUGCGUAUGUUAGGGGACCACCCGUCUCUACGUCGAUCUGUCACACGUUCAGAAUGCCAUAGUCACAUAGCAGCCCGCUUACCCCUUUCAUGUGGCAGCGAAGAACAUGAAGGACAAGUGUCAGAAUCAAACAGGAGAGCUAUCGCCAUAUCCUUCACACUUUGUUCAAUGCAGUCAGCAUUGCAACCGGUUCCCAAUGAGUGCCUGCCUUGGUGGCAGUUGUCAGAGCCUCCAGUGAAGAAGCCUAGCAGGAUAAUGUCAGUCUGGUCGAACACCCCCCCAGGGGAAAGUGAUCGCCAAGCUCUGUGUUUAGGAGCCAUACAUCGCAGUCCACAAGACUGGAAUAGCUAUAACACAUUCCUGAGUGAUGCCACCCAGCUUUGUCACGUUUUACAAGGUCAACAGGAAAUUGCUCAAGCUCGAGAGCUUUAUGCAAACGCUACGAUGGAAAAGAUCGCUCUCUUGAAAUAUCUCAAAAAGAAAGAUCAAGAUCGUCUACAGCGUGAAUUAAAACUCGAAGAAUACAUUGAACACCAAUCUACUGAGCUUCAAGCAACUUCGAGAGAACUAAAAACAGCAUCCUGCAAAAUGCAGCUUGCAAUUGAUCAAUACGAAUUGCUUUCAACAGCAUUGGAUCAAUCCAUACAGAGUUUGGCUACAGGAAGGGAGAGGCUAUGGGAAAAUGUGCAAGAAAACAUUCAAUACGAAACUACGCUAGCUGGUCAGCUUUUCACAAAAGAGCUACACCAGCUUCAAGACAUGUUGUCUAAGAAACUGACUGCCCAACUCGGGAUGAUAACUGAUCAAUAUGGAGUUGCAUUGAAUGCGCAAGCAGAAGCCGCCGAUUCACUCGUGAAAUCGCUUCAAUACCAGAUGCAAAAUUAUCUGAGCGAUUUGACGACUCAGCAAACCGCUCAAAUGUCGACGCUUCAGCAUUCUUGGGAAAUAUUGACGUACCAGACUAGUCGUUUAGUCGGGGACCUGCAAAAUCUGGAGACGGGCGCCAAGGCUCUGCAAGGAGUAUUAGAGCAAUCACAUGACAUAGCAAUCAGUACCAAGAUAUCGCAGGAAUUGGCCGCAACUUGGCUCCAAGCCGGUGUGGAACAAGCGGAAAGGAUAUCAACCAGUCUCAAUGAGACGGAAGGUCGGAUGGACUUAGUAUUGACAUCGCUGGAAGCAAGACAACAGCAGCUGGAUCAGAGUUGGCGCUGGUCCCCCUCUCUCUUUGCCUCUCCGGCAUUAAUAUCGCUGGGGCAAGGCAAGUCGGACUUUGCAGCAAUAAGCUGCCGAGGUUUACUGGUGGUGUUGGAUAUAUGUUGGCAAGUUAUUUGUUACAUGGUAUCCGCUACGGCUUGCCUUUUCGUCGUAUCGCGAGCUGGAAUGAAAAAGCUCUUUGCGCCCGUAUUAGAUCAGGCGGUUGGGGACCGACUUCAAGAUAAGGAAAGAGAUAUCAAGGUAGAGAAGCCUACAGGAUUCUCACUAUCAUUCCCACACACGCCUGAGCGGCUGCCGUCAUAUCACUCCGUCUAUGGCAGUCACAUCUCUCCCACGGCAUGUCCUCGCCAUUUGCCAGGUGAUGAUCAUCCAAUCGCGGGUAGGGCAAGAACUAUUGCAGAUGAAUGGGUGGAACGUGGCAGGAGGUCCUGCACAGCACCGUUGUGAGACUGGGAAACGGUUGCUGUGGAGAACCUUCGAGUCUGGAUGAAAAAAAAAAUGGUAUUUUAAAAGGGUUUGUUGGCGGGGAAUAACGACCAAGUUGCAGUGCGCUAAUCGACUGAAGAAUGUCUGUAAAUGUAUUCUGUAUCCCCUGUCCUUGUUGUGGUAAUAAUAAUGUAGCUGCUACGUACGUAUCGCCCUCGAGAUCAGCUUCGUCAUUGAUGCUUGCGAACAACUGAAAGUCAUG
This is a messenger RNA of Cryptococcus deneoformans JEC21, 2035 nucleotides long. RefSeq lists its product as hypothetical. The record is from RefSeq and is a predicted model, not a curated record. Bases 67 to 1794 code for a protein of 575 amino acids. The transcript is spliced from 14 exons. Gene Ontology annotation, biological process: nuclear membrane fusion involved in karyogamy; karyogamy involved in conjugation with cellular fusion. NCBI's taxonomy places the organism in Eukaryota, Fungi, Basidiomycota, Tremellomycetes, Tremellales, Cryptococcaceae. Gene Ontology annotation, cellular component: endoplasmic reticulum membrane.